ACUUACCGUCACAGACUCACAAACGGCUGCUCUCCAAAAUCCAUGGAAAAACAACAGAUUCUACUAGAAGAAUUAAGAAAGCAGCAUAACUUAAAAACUCUUCUGUUCCAUUAAAAAUCCUACCUAAAAAGACAUCGAAAGUAUAUCAUGCCAUCACUACACCUGCCUUCAAGGUUUUCUUCUCCAUCGUUUCCUCUCAUAAAUCUCACCACCUCGAAAAGACCAAUCUCCACCACCGCAAUCACCAUGUCCCUCUCAUCUUCACCAUCACCAUCAAUAUCAAACAACCCCAAAGAACACAAAGACCCUGAAAACCUAAUAGCCCAAGUCUUAAAAUACCACAACCAAACCAAACACUUCUUUACUAACUAUGCUAGAGGCCCUCAUGGUCUUGACUGGGCUAACCAACCUAAUCCAUUUAGACGUUACGUUUCUUCUCCACUUCUCUCCCUCCUUCACUUCCCCGUUGAAAAUAAUCAAGAUUCGACUUCUGUUUCUGCUCCUUUGUAUCAUUCUCUUUUCAAUUCACUUCCAUCUCCAAAACCCAUUUCUAAAUCCUCAAUUUCUCAGUUGUUUUAUGAUUCUUUAGCCUUGUCUGCUUGGAAAACAACUGGCUUUUCUACCUGGUCUCUCAGGGUUAAUCCCAGUAGUGGCAAUUUGCAUCCCACAGAGGCUUAUAUUAUUAGCCCAGCGGUUGAUUCUGUUUGUGAUUCUGCUUUUGUAGCACAUUAUGCACCAAAAGAGCAUUCUUUGGAACUUAGAGCGAAAAUUCCAGAUACUUUUUUGCCUAGUUUUUUUCCAAGUAAUGCUUUUUUGAUAGGGGUUUCGUCCAUUUUUUGGCGGGAGGCGUGGAAAUAUGGAGAGAGGGCGUUUAGGUAUUGUAAUCAUGAUGUGGGUCAUGCUAUUGCUGCUAUUUCAUUGGCUGCAGCUGAGCUUGGUUGGGAUGUGAAGUUGCUUGAUGGGUUAGGGUCUAAGGAGUUAGAGAGGCUAAUGGGGCUCGGAAUUUAUCAGGGGUUUCGAAUCCCGGAUAAGCCAAUUAAAGGUAAGUUUCCUGAGAUUGAAUUUGAGCAUCCAGAUUGUGUGCUUGUUGUUUUUCCUAAUGGUGUCAAUGAUUUUAAUGUGAAUUAUAAGGAAUUGAGCUUGGCGAUAAUGGAGUUUGGGAAUUUAGAGUGGAUAGGGAAUCCGAAUUCGCUUAGCAAAAAGCAUGUUUGCUGGGAUGUAAUUUAUUCAACUGCAGAAGCUGUUAAAAAGCCCUUAAAGAUAGAUGAUAGGUUUUUAGUUGAUAAAUUUCAGAGCAGUGGGGUUUGUAGUGAAGGGUCUUAUAAGGGUUUUAGCGCUAGGGAAAUUAUUAGGAAGAGGAGGAGUGCGGUAGAUAUGGAUGGAGUUACUAAAAUUGAGAGAGAUACAUUUUAUCAGAUUAUGUUGCAUUGUCUUCCUUCUGGUUGUGGAAGUGGAGAGAAGCAGAAGAGGCAAUUGGCAUUGCCAUUUCGGGCACUUUCAUGGGAUGCGGAGGUGCAUGCAGUUUUGUUUGUGCAUAGAGUGGUUGGGUUGCCUAAAGGGUUGUAUUUCUUGGUGAGGAAUGAAGAUCACUUGGAUGAGCUUAAGAAAUCCACAAGGGCUGAGUUUAAGUGGGAGAAACCAGAGGGAUGUCCUGUUGACUUGCCCUUGUAUGAACUUGCUAGGAGUGAUUGCCAGCAGAUUGCUAAACAGCUCUCAUGCCAUCAGGACAUUGCUAGUGAUGGCUGCUUCAGCCUUGGUAUGGUGGCUCAUUUUGAGCCUACUUUGCACAGCAAGGGUGCAUGGAUGUAUCCUAGAUUGUUUUGGGAGACUGGAGUUCUUGGCCAGGUUUUGUACCUUGAAGCGCAUGCAGUUGGCAUUUCUGCUACUGGGAUUGGUUGUUUCUUUGAUGAUCCUGUGCAUGAAAUUCUUGGAUUAAGGGGAUCAAACUUUCAGAGUCUGUAUCACUUCACUGUUGGAGGCCCUGUCUUGGACAAGCGGAUAAUGAAUCUGCCAGCUUAUCCUGGCCCGAGCACUGAUGCAUGAUUGCAAUAUGUUUGCCGCAACACUCAGGGCUUCUGUCAGCUGCCUUUUGUCACCAAGACAAGUACAUACAGAAUAGAUUUUGAAGAGUUACAACUUCAUACGAGAAUAUAAUUUGUAUUCUUAGGUUUAUACAAGUCCCCAGCGUGACAUUAACUUCAUAAUUUCUUCCUCUGUGCUUUUUUUUUUUUUCCGGGUUUGGCUGUCUGGGGCGGGGGAGGGGAGCUAGAGACAGGCCAAGAGUGUGCUCAAUGUUCUUUCAUUGGCUGGAUCAAGGUUUGUUUUAUAUGUUGUAAAGUGCAACUCAGACUUCAAUAAUGAGUUACAUAAUAGAUAUCUUUGAUCGUGCCAUAAA
Molecule: messenger RNA, 2395 nt
Organism: Populus trichocarpa (black cottonwood)
Lineage: Eukaryota; Viridiplantae; Streptophyta; Magnoliopsida; Malpighiales; Salicaceae
Exons: 3
Coding region: 148-2043 (631 amino acids)
Molecular function (GO): oxidoreductase activity
Source: RefSeq, a predicted model, not a curated record